CCAAACGCAGAAUCCAAAUCGCGAGUCACUGUACCGUUUUAUAAUGAGUGAACUAAACGUUCUCGUACAGUCGUCUAAUCAUGUUAUUUCAUUUUAGUUUUGAUUUGGCAAGUUAAAAACAAACUUCGCUUUACUUUAGUUGUAACGGAUUGGCUUGCUUGUUUAAAACGUAAAAACACAGCUGGGCCAUUUCACCUGCGGCUUGAGAAAUUUGAAAUUGGGCGAGUAGUCGACAGCAUGGGCUUUGUAUUCCCAGAUAGCACUUAUCCUGUAGCGAGUGGCGUUAUUUCAGCGCCGCAUGAAAAGCUUUAACAAUGGCUGAUGCAAGUCUACAUAAGUCACAUUAUACAAGGCUUUUCAAAAUACUAAAAAAUGCUUUCAGGCACUGCAUCAGGAAAUCCAAGGCCACACCUGGACACAGAUCUUCCUGAGCCUUAUGCUUUGCGGCCUGUGGAUUUAAAGCUAACGCAUGUGGACUGCAAUCUUGAAGAUACUCUAGUCCACUUCCAAGGUCAAUAUCUAACCAUCUGUGAAUUGGAUUACAAUAUAUUACAAGCAGAAAUACAGAACACACACAAAACCAAAGAGACUAUAGAAGUGGGGAGUUACUGUUUAGUAGAAGAUGUUUUCUCUGGCUGGUGGUGUAGAGGAAGGGUGCAAAACAAGUGCAACAAUUUAUUUGACGUUUUUCUGAUAGACCAUGGCAGCGUUUUGAAUGUUGACGCAAGCCAUCUGGCAUCUGCCCCUCAAGAGCUGUUCAUGCUUCCCCCUAAAAUUGUUUGUGGAUUUUUUGCAAAUAUUCUGCCUGUUGGAGAAACCUGGAAUUCUUUGACAAUGGACUAUUUUACUUCCUUAAUAGGACUGGAGAUCACGGGCUAUAUCCAAGCAGUGCUGUCACACAAAGUGUUAGUAUUAGAAGCUCCUGAUAUUAACAAAGAAAUCACAAGACUGGGAUUUGGGCGGCAUGCAGAUAAGGACACAUUCCUUCUCCUUGUUGAGAUGUUGACAGAAGUACAUCUGAAACAAAACAGCAAACCUGUUCAGGGCCUAUUAGUUGAAAAGCACAUUGAACAGGAAGUAUCUUUUACACCUUCAAGUGUCCAAUGCUUCCAAAGUAUCCUGUCAUCCUGUGGCCCCAAAGUGUGUAUUGGGAAAACGGAAAGAGGUAAAAUAACAGCAGGAAUAAACCCCAGAACAUUUUUCUGUCAGUUAAUGAGCAUGGAAAAGGAUCUUAGAGAAAUGACUGAAAGCUUGUCAUCGUCUUGUGAUAUGUCCAGCGAGCUUUCCCAGAAGCAUAUUGGAAACAUGGGGGUGCUGUGUUCUGUUAAAUGGAAAGAUGAAAAGUGGCACAGAGGCUUUGUGCAACAGUUCCUUUCUAAUGGCCAAGUAAGAGUUCUGUUUGUUGAUUAUGGUUUUUCUGAUUCUGUAAAAGUGGAGCACAUCCUUCAGCUGGAUUCAGUUUUUCUAUCUACAGCAGUUAUGGCUUUCCCAUGUGCCUUAUCCUGUGUGAAUGGACAUGACGAAACGGAACAGAGACUGCAGCUGAAAAAAUUUAAGAAAGGGCUUUUAGGGAGAACUUUAGAUAUUCAAAUAGAUAGCUUUUGCGCUGAACAGAAUUUGUACUUUGUUACUCUGUAUAGUACUGAAGUUGAUACAGAUCUGGACUCUUGUGAAAAUGCAAGUAAAAUUCCAUCUGAUGCCAGAAAAGGUGACGAAUCCACCAGUUUUUACAGAAUGGACCACAUUUCUUCUGAAAAUGGUUCUUUGCCACAGGAUGGAAACUGCACAGAUGGAAAAGAAACACAGGAAGGUACUGUUCCUGUCAAAGAAAUACAGGAGACUUCAGACUUUGUAGGUUAUACUGAACACAUUGUGAACCCAUCUAACUUCUGGAUGAGAACAGAAGUGCGAAAUGGUGUUUUUGAAGAUAUGAUGGACAAACUGACAGAAUAUGUCAACAAUUUAGAGUUACAUGAAGGUAUCAUGAUUGAUCCAGAGCCUGGCUUUCUUUGCUGUGCCAUGUAUGAAAAGGAUAUGCAUUAUUACAGAGCUGUCAUAACUGAUGUUUUUGACAGUGGAGCAGAAGUGUUUUUUAUUGAUUUUGGAAACACUGAAAAGGUUCCAGGCAUGUGCAUUAAAACACUGCCUUCUACAUUUGCAGCUGAGCCUGCAUUUGCAAUUCAUUGCUCCCUUGCUCACGUAGUUCCUGUGGAAGAUGUAUGGACAAGUACUGCAACAGAUUACUUCAGGAAAGUAGUCAGUAAUAAAGUUCUCUUAGCGAGUGUUGUUCAAAAGAGGACUGAUAAAUACAUUGUGGACUUGCAUGAGAAAAGGGACAUCACCAAUAUUAGCAUUGCUAUGCUUAUGAUUACAGCUAAACUGGCUGAAUACUGGGAGUGCAUGUCCAAAGAUUAUGAACAAAGCUUAGCCAGAGCGUACUGGGAAAAACAGAAAACGGAAAAGCAGAAGAACCGUAGUACACUUCCAAAGAGUGUGUCAAAUCAUUUUAACCAAAAAUCUUCCAGUGAUCAGAGAGUAGGAACAGGAAAGUAUUUUGGAAUGCACAAAGACGACACUUCAGGAAUUGUUAGACUAAAUGCCCUGUGCGAAAGAAAUCCUACUCCAGUCUCCAUGUUCAAACCAGAAAUCUUCAAAGUAGGAAGUGAAUUGAAUGUUAAAAUUUCCUGUGUCAACUCUCCGUCUGAGUUUUGGUGCCAGCUUCAGAGCAAGUUGUAUAAGUUGACUAAAUUAAUGGAGAUGCUCCAGCAGUAUUAUGAAGUGCAUGCAGACCCUUUACAGUCCAGUGAGCUGGCCUGUGUUGUAAAGUGUUCAGAAAGUGGCAAGUGGUAUAGAGGUUUUAUCGUCAAGAGAGAGCGCAGGGAAGUGGAUGUUUUUCUGGUUGAUUUUGGCAAUAUACUGAGAGAGAAGAAGCGAAAUGUCCGUGCAAUAAGCCAAAACUUCCUUGAACUUGAAGGACAAGCAUUUAGGUGUAGUCUUUACAACCUAAUCGAAUCUAUAGAUGACAAUCCUAAUGAUUGGUGUGAAGAUGCAAUCAAAUUACUGAGGAACUUCACUCGGCAGCAUUCUCCAGAGCUCAAGUGCAUUAUAUAUGCUCAGCAGUAUGUAAAGGGGAAGGGUUUUUGUAAUGUUGUGGAUAUUCAGACACCUUUUCAGAAAGCUACACAGUUGCUCAUAGAGAGAGGUUUUGCAAGAGGAAUGUCAACCUCAAAGCAGCUUAUUGAAUCAGUUCAUCCGCAUUCUUUCUUUUAUUCUUCAUUUGACAUAAAAAUUGGAAGUGAAGAGCUUGUUUAUGUCACUCAUGUACGCAGUCCUUGGGAGAUCUACUGCCAGUUAGACAGAAAUACAGAACUCAUUGAUGGGCUAAUGGAAAAAAUUAAAAGAAUAAACAAGACAUCUGAUCAGAAUGCUGGUUUAGGAAGGCUUUGUCUGGCGAAGUAUCCUGGGGAUGGUCUGUGGUAUAGGGGCUUGUGCUUUGCAGUGAAGUCACAUUUCUAUGUUGGUGUCUUUUAUGUGGAUUAUGGAGACAUGCAGGUUGUUGAUAAGAGAAAUGUUCUGCCUAUUCCUCCAGAUGCUACAGAUUUACUGUUUGAGCCCAUGCAGACACUACAGUUCUGCCUUUCCGACAUACCCAAAGGUGAAAUACUUUCAGAAGUGAAUGCAUGGCUUGAGAAGCAUGUUGUAAAUAAACAACUGAAAGUGAUUGUGUUAGCUAAAGAGGAUAAUGGCACCUUUAUUUGUGAACUGUAUGAUGGAAAUGUGCAGAUAAAUGAGAAGGUUAAAAAAUUGAUUGCAUUGCAUGGGUCUCAUGCUACCUUACCUGUGCUUGAUAAAGAGCCUGUUGCAACCAAGUGUGAGACAAGCCACUUUGUCAAAUGCUCAAAAGUGAAGUGGGAACCAAAAACAGAAAACCAGAAGGAUCUUCAACAAGGGACUACAACAAAUCAAGGUUGCCUUCAAAUUUGGCAGUCUGUUGACAAGAAAAUAACAUUUUCAAAGACCCUGAAGGAUUGCCAACGAAGAGAGCCAUGUGUGCAUAAACUGAGAGUAAAGCAAACUACUAAAAAAGUUUCAUGUUUUAAAGAUCCAAAAGUGUGUGAAAAUAUAAAUGGAGAUUUUCAAAUGAAAAUAGUUAAAGUAUUGCCAAAACUUUCUGAUCUCCCUCAGUUGAAAAUAAAACCAGGUUUUAAGGGCAUAGCAUUUGUGUCGCAUAUUAAUGCAGAUUCUAACUUCUACAUACAAAUGGAAAAGGAUGAGCAAGCUAUUCUGAAUAUAGUGGAGGAGCUUAAUGCUGUUCUGUACAAAGCAAAUCAAGAGAAUUUCAUUUAUGAAGAGGUGAAUAUUGACGACCUGGUAGCAGUUAAAUUUGAAGAAGAUGGUUCGUUCUACCGCUCUGUUGUAAAAGAAAGGACAGGUGAUGGUUGUCUGCAAGUGGAGUUUAUUGACUACGGAAAUACAGCAAAGGUGGAGAAGACAAAUAUGCUCAGACUUCCUGACAAAUGUUUGACUCAGCGAAGACUAAGUAUCCCUUGCUUUCUAGAAACAUCUCAUACCUUAGGUGAUGGUGUCAGUUUUAGAAAUAAAGUAGCUGAUAGACCUCUAUUAGUUGAGUUUGUUCAAAUGUUUGGAUCACAGUGGGAGAUUAUAAUUAAGAUAAAGGGUGAAAUGGAAGCAUGUGUUUCACCGCACUUUGACAGCACUUUAAAUUCAGAAGGUACUGAUUCUGGGUGGUUUGAAUCUUACCCUCAUAAUGAAAGAGCUGUAAUGAACCAUGAGUACAGAGAAGAAACUGCAGAACCUCAGGAGUCUUUAAGAGACAUCCAGGUAUCUAAAGAUGACAAAACAGUGAAGUUGAUGCAAAAUGUGAAGAUUCCAUUUCAGGACAUUAAGCCUGGUCAGACAGAAGAUGGAACUAUCCUGUCAGUUUUGGAUAGUGAAAUGAUCUGUGUUGGGCUUGCUAAGAACUCGGAACAGCUUACUUGGCUUGAUCUUACCAUUGGAGAAAAUACAAAGAAGAAUAACUCUUCUCUUCCUGUACAAGAUCUAGAGGAAGGACUUGAAUGUUUAGCAAAGUCUAAAGAAAAUAAGUGGUACAGAGCAGAAGUUCAAAACCUGUGUAUUGAGAAGGAAGAAGUGCUUGUUUUCUUUUUUGAUCAUGGUAUAUCAGAAGUGGUUUCUGUGUGCAACAUUAAAGAGCUCCGUAAUGACCUUAAAAGUAUUCCCCGGCUGGCUGUUUUAUGUAAGUUAAGUGCUCAGGAAUCUCACAAAGCAUUACGUAAUGCUUUGAAGUCUUUAAUGGGUCAGGAUAUUAAACUUGUAUUUAUCUCUUUCUCUGGGCUUUCUCCCUUCUGGGUAGUUGAUGUUUUAUUUACCCAACAGCUUGAAGCAGCAACUAAAGAGGAAAGGCCAUCUCUUUCCUAUUCCGAUGUUGUUUUAGAAGAUGAUCAUACUGUGGAUAACUUUGAUCCUGAUCAGAGGCUCUUUUUGUCUUCUGUCAAAACAGAUGUUGCAUACUUUGGAUUUGCAGCAGCUGUCACUGAUCCUAGUGAUUUUUACAUUACUCUGGAAGAUUUGUUUUUUACAAUGACCAGGGUUUCCUCAAUACUGGAGGACCUUCCGGAAGAGCUGCCUGCAUUGCCAGAAACCCAUUUAAAUCCCGGUUCAUGCUGUGUAGUCAAAUCUGAAACAAAGAAUAAAUGGUGCAGAGGAGAGAUCCUUAAAGUGGACAAUAAAUCUGUGCUGAUUUUACUUGUAGAUUAUGGUCAUUGUAUAGAGAUACCUUGCACAAGUGCGAAUAAACUGAAAAGACUCCCAGAAGAACUGACAAGUUUGCCAAAGGUGACAUAUCCCUGUAUUCUUAGAGGGGUUAAUCCUGCUGGUGUGGAACACUGGACAGAUGAAGCUGCAGUAUUCUUCCAGGCAUGCAUGUCUGCGAGAAAUCUUGUGAUUUAUUUUAGACAGUGUGUGUUUGAAAAUCUGUGGGAAGUAGAUAUCCUGUCAAAUGGUGUGAAUAUAGCUAAGGAAUUGGUUGAAGCUGGACAUGCCGCUUACAUUGACUGUAUCCUUGGACUCAGAUUGCAGCAGGAGAUAUGUCCUGAGUCUGCUUUGGAUGCUUCACCAAAGACAUCUAGCUUAAUAUGUGGAAGCGUCAGGCACUCACUUUCGCUUACACAAAAGAAAAGCAACAAUGUAUACCCCAAACUAGAGAGCUACGGCAGAGCUGAUGACUCCGAGCAGCCUAGAAUUCAACUUCAGCCAAGACGCUUUCAAGAUCCGCAGUCAGAAGAGAGAGGGAGAAGCUCACCGAAGUGAUGCCAUUGUCCAAGCAGGCUGAAGUGAUGUGGAUUCUAGGAUGCAGAAAUGAAGAUCUGGGAGAUUAUUACAAGACAAUCGGCUACUAAAAGUUUCAUUUCUAACCUCACUAGUUUGGGUUGGCAGUGUAAAUGAAUUGCUGAACGUUUGCUCAAUAUUUAUGACAUGUUUGUGAUUUUAGGAAUUGCCUAAAGUUUUUGUUUUAAGGUGUGUACUUUGACAAUGAAAACCUGCAUUCGUCUUAUUCUGAUGUGUGAUAUGGUCAAGGCAUAGAUACUUUGUCCACUACUGUGGAAACUUCUUUAGAUAGUAGAACAGACAACAAUUUCUUACAAAUGUAUUUGUAUAAGUUGUAUCAUUUUAUAUAGUUGAUGUCCAAGCUUUGUAAUUAUUUCAUCACAGAUUAAAUGUAAUGGUGAUUUCUUUCCACUUAAGUAUUUUACAUGGGGAAAAAUGCAUAUAUUUUGCCUUAAAAUCAUCCCUUAUUUGCCAAAAACACUGGAAAUGUGUCCAAAAAAUGUUUUCUGAUGGUGGGAAAUACCCACUUCCUUAAUCUCAUAAUUUAAUGACAUCUUGAAAUGGCAGGUUGUGUUCAGACGUUUCCUCCUGCUCUAUUCACAAUGUGCUUUAAAUAAGAAUAGAUUAAGUAGGACUUCUACAGUGCAAAGUGUAGACUAAAAGUGUAAAGAUUGAGUACUAAUUAUUAUUUUCAAUUUUCAGUAUUUCAGAUCUUGGUUUGCAUAAUUAAUAUACUCAAAAAUCAUAUGUAGUCUUCAUCUCCAGCUAUGAAGGUUUCAGUCUUUCAUAGAUUUUAUAGAUUAUAUUUAUGAUUUCCUUUUAGAUAAGUGUUGCCAUAUUGUUCUAGUUCUUGUACUGAAAAAUGUACUUGGUAAUGUUUUGGUUUUGUGCCAAGAAUCUUUGAAUCUUUGAUGUGCAUUAUGAGCUUUGAAUGAAAAUUUCAAUCAAAAAGUUGAAUACAAGUUAUUUUGAUUUUUGAAUUAUAGAAUAUUCUCUUGGUUGAUUUAAUUAAUACUGUGCCUUUGACUUGUUACAGCUGUAAAACCUUUUUCAAAACUAUGUGGUCUGAGUGUGACUAUUGAUCUUUAUGUGACAUUUACUGGUCUUCAUUACAGACAUGAAUUUUUUAGAAUUAUACUAUAAACUUUGAAACAUUUAAAUCAAGGUAUAUAUUAAGCAAUGCAUGUACCUUUUAUCCAAUAAAAUAUGUUAAUGUAGGAAUAACAUACACUCUUCAACGCCCUGAAUUGCUGAAUUGAUAUUAUUUUUAAUUGGUCACAGAUGUGGAUCACAUUUGCUUUUUUGUUCUUUCACCUCCCUGCCCUCCCCAUCGUGAACUAACAUUUUCUAGUAAAUAUUUGUCAAACCUUGAAUAGACCACAUACCUCAGUACUGGGAUGUGUACUUCAUUAAUGCGUGAAUAAGUAAAUAACUUGAACUAAUUAUAGAUGCAUCUGUUAUGAGGAAUAUCCUUAUAGUGGUGUGUAAGCAAGGUGUAAUGUUAAGUUAACCAGUUUAAAGUUCCUGCUCUUAGUUACUUAGUUCACAGUUGGUGUGUUCACUAGGACUGGGUUAGAAGUUAGGGGUGACUCAACUCCAGUCCUUAACUGGAUAGGCUGUAUGCUGGUAAUGCAGAACAUUUCAGUUGUGUCUGUGACUGUUUUUGUUUAUACCGUGCAUAAAUGUUUUGUUUAACACCUCAUUUGAAUAAAAAUAAAUUUAACUGGCUGUUUUAGCCUUUCAUUAUAAUUAGUUUUGAUCUGGGUCCUAAAACUAUUUCUAUAUGUUUGUAUAUACAGUAUGGGAACUUUACUGUGCAGAAUCAGUUUGACCUUGUUCUUUUUGUUGGGUUAAAAAAAAUGGAGCUUUUAACUCUACUUAUGGAAGUUGAGUUGUUGCUUAGAUUUACUGUUUUUUGGAAUUCUUCAAA
Messenger RNA from Lepisosteus oculatus (spotted gar), 8278 nucleotides. It is a transcript of the gene tdrd15, whose product is annotated as tudor domain containing 15. The record is from RefSeq and is a predicted model, not a curated record. Lineage: Eukaryota; Metazoa; Chordata; Actinopteri; Semionotiformes; Lepisosteidae.